This is a messenger RNA of Neltuma alba, 1842 nucleotides long. RefSeq names its product WD repeat-containing protein 36. Gene Ontology annotation, cellular component: small-subunit processome; Pwp2p-containing subcomplex of 90S preribosome. The transcript has 8 exons. Gene Ontology annotation, molecular function: protein binding. NCBI's taxonomy places the organism in Eukaryota, Viridiplantae, Streptophyta, Magnoliopsida, Fabales, Fabaceae. Bases 69 to 1598 code for a protein of 509 amino acids. Gene Ontology annotation, biological process: rRNA processing. The record is from RefSeq and is a predicted model, not a curated record.
UCUUGUGUGAAUUAUUUACUUAAGCUGAGAUUAGGGAACGGGACUGGUGCAACGUGGUCACUUGUCAUAUGGAUACCACCCAAGCAUAUGUGUGGAGACUCCAAAACUUUGUUCUUGGUGAGCAUAUAUUGAAGCCAUGCCCCCAAAAUCCGACACCUGUAAAGGCUUGUGCUAUCAGUGCUUGUGGCAAUUUUGCCUUGCUAGGGACAGCAUGUGGUUGGAUUGAAAGAUUUAACCUUCAAUCUGGAAUCAGCCGGGGUGCUUACGUUGACAUAUCAGAACCUAAAAAUUGUGCUCAUGAUAGCGAAGUAGUUGGAGUUGCUUGUGACUCCACAAAUACCCUCCUGAUAAGUGCUGGAUAUCAUGGAGAUAUAAAGGUCUGGGAUUUCAAGGGACGUCAAUUUAAAUCGAGAUGGGGCAUUGGGCGCCCUAUUGUCAAGAUCAAUUACCAUCGUUAUAAUGGUCUUUUGGCUGCCGUUGUCGAUGAUUACACUAUACAAUUGUUUGAUGUUGUGAAUCUUAAACUUGUCCGUAAAUUUGAAGGUCACACUGAUCGUAUAACAGACUUGUCCUUCAGUGAGGACGGAAAAUGGCUUGUAUCUUCCAGUAUGGAUGGAAGCCUUCGAAUUUGGGAUGUAAUCUUAGCAAGACAAAUAGAUGCGAUACUUGCUGAUGUGCCUGUCACUGCAUUAUCCCUCUCCCCAAACAUGGAUAUACUAGCUACUACACAUGCUGAUAAAAAUGGAGUAUACCUGUGGGUAAAUCAGGCGAUGUUCUCUGGUGCUCCAAAUGUUGAUUCCUUUGCAAGUGGAAAGGAUGUUGUGAGCAUCAAGCUACCAUCUAUCUCCUCUACAAAUGAUUCUCAAGUUGAACAUUCUGAUAAGCCGGCAAAUGCUUCUGAACCUAAGGAUGUUCCAGGUUUUGCUGCUCAAGAGAAGCAUAUGCCUGAUCUGGUUACUCUCUCAUUACUGCCUAAGAGCCAGUGGCAAAGCUUGAUUAGUCUAGACAUUAUAAAGGCCCGCAAUAAACCUGUUGAGCCUCCAAAAAAGCCUGAAAAGGCUCCAUUCUUCUUGCCUACUGUUCCGUCUCUUUCUGGGGAAAUAUUGUUUGAGCCUGGUAAGUUACUAGAAAAGGAGAAAGAUAAAACAAGCCACGAAGCAGAAAUAUUUAAAAGUGCAGACAUGCCGCCAUCCCAAUUUCUUUAUCUUCUUAAAUCCUCAGCCGAAGGAGACAAUUAUGCAGCUUUUACUGAUUAUAUCAAAGGAUUAUCUCCAUCAACUUUGGAUAUGGAACUUAGAAUUCUUCAGAUCAUUGAUGAUGACGAUCAUCAAGAAUAUAAGAAACCAGAGUUGGUUUCGAUUGAACAACUUCUGGACUAUUUUAUUCAUGAGCUCUCCCGCAAAAAUAAUUUUGAGUUUCUACAAGCUGUAAUCAGGUUAUUUUUAAAGAUACACGGUGAGACAAUUCGGCAGCAGUCACAGUUGCAAGAUAAGGCGCGGAAGCUUUUAGAAGUUCAAUGCCUGGUUUGGCAGAAAGUAGAUAGAUUGUUUCAAAAUGCUAGAUGUCUGGUUUCUUUUCUGAGUAACUCACAGAUUUAGAUAUGAGUAACUCAUCCUGAAAUUUUCCAAUUUGAGUGGUAGUCUAGGCGCACGAUAAGAGCAGAUCUAUGAAAGAUGUUAUCUUAUGGGGUUACACGUACAUUUGGAGGCAGAUGGAAGGGUGGUGAAUGAUUCGAAGCUGGUGGACGAAUUCUUGUGAUGAUGUUUCAAGUUUUGUAGAUCUAUUUUAGCCCCACCAAAGGGUUAAAAAAGGAAUUUAAUUUUUUUCAACUGUCAUUUUAAA